Spirometra erinaceieuropaei is the source of this 813-nucleotide messenger RNA. The record is from the annotation of a GenBank genome assembly. NCBI's taxonomy places the organism in Eukaryota, Metazoa, Platyhelminthes, Cestoda, Diphyllobothriidea, Diphyllobothriidae.
AUGUCCUCUACAAAUUCCAAUGAUCCCACUUCAUCUCUUAAUGGACUUGUUUCUUCCCUCCCAGACUUUUGGCAACAUGCGCCAGAGCUUUAUUUUUUCCGUAUUGAGGCGACUUUUCACUCCGCCAAGAUAACACGUGAAACCGACAAGUUUUAUAAGCUGGUCGAGGCCCUCCCUCCCACCAUUCUUUCUCAAGUGCAAACGCUUCUGAGAGAUCCCCCGACUGAUGCUCUUUACACCAAGUUAAAGGCUGAACUUCUUCGCCUGACAUCAGUCUCCGAUCGGCAGCGUUAUCACGCACUAGUAAAAGAGGAGGCCUUAGGUGAUCGCAAGCCGUCGGAACUCUUGCGUCGCAUGCGUUCUCUGGUUGGGAACAUGAAAAUCGACGACAAGUUCUUUAAAGAGAUGUUCCUAGAACGUCUGCCGAUGUCUGUACAAACAAUCUUGGCCUCUGGCUCCGACGACCUAGAAAUAUCAAAGUUAGCGGAGAUGGCUGACCGUAUGAUGGAGGUUGAGCGUUUGUCAUCCCCGACGAUUGCUCAGGUGUCCCAGCCUCUCAACGUGUCCACCCCUGACCUUGCUGAACUAAAGACGCAGAUUACCCAGUUGUCAGCGACUGUUGCCGCUUUGCAGCUGCGCCGAUUCCCCGGUCCCUCUCGACGUUCCUUCGGUCGUGACCGUCGUCGUUCCCGCUCUCGCCCCAGGACCGCCAACCUAUGUUGGUAUCAUGUCAACUAUGGCGAUAAGGCGCGGCGCUGUGUCCCACCCUGCUCCUUCAAGUCCACGCAGGGAAACUCCUCGGCCGGAGAGUAA